CUGUUAAUCCGCUCAAAUCUUUUAGAGAUUUCGGUAAGGAUUAUCGUUGCAUUGUGUUUUCGUGGUUGUUUGUAGCAAUUACAAACAAAUAUCGACGAACUAACCGUGCGUGUUGUGCUCCUAAUUUAGUGAUUACUCCUUGAUUUUGAGAUGUCUUACAUCGGAAACACGUCGGACGUUGAGCAGGAGAAGAACGAGUUCCACCACAAUCGGAGUACCAGUAACUUAGUGACGAAGAAAAUGGGCAGUCAGAAAGCAUCCGAAGGAAUGUGGAAUGACAAACGCGACAUCGACUCGGACUCGGAAAUAUCUGACUCUGAGCAUUUCCUGGCGAAAGGUGCCUUUCUACUAACGCCUUCCCACGAACUCUCUAUGGAACGAGCCGCGCUUAUUUGUGAGAAAAUGAACUUCAAAGGCUGUUUCAGCUUGACGAAAACGGCCACAGGAAUUCUGUUCAAAUUCUCAAGUCCUAUAGACUAUCAGGCGGUUUUCAAGAAAGGAUUCCAUAAGGUGACCGGAGCGCGUUUCUAUAGGAAAGUCGCAAUUCCUUGUCGACCACAGAAAACGUUCACCCUGUUUGUCUUGGAUGUUCCUGAGGAUUUGCCUGUUGAAGAUAUAAGACAUUCUCUAUAUCGAUUCAAUUCAGUUGUGGAAGUUGUUCGUCUCGUUAUCCAGUCAGCAGGUUCAGCUACUGAAAAGGGAGCUGACGGAUCACCAACCCCUAAAUCUCAAAUUGCAAAAGAGGAUCAACCCAGUAAGGAGGGAAAUCCUCCUCCAAUAAGGAUUACACUUGCCUCUUUAGACGAAUAUAACAUUCUACUUCAGAACGGAUUGGAUUUCUAUGGAGCAACUUUCUUCCCAACGGAAGCGAAUUUACCAAUUUCACCAACAGCAAAAAUCGCUUUUAAGAAAGGAGGACGUUUAAUCGACGGAAGCAUUCCGGGGCGAGUAAGGGAAUUACUACCCGUUUUUGAUGCUGCUGGAUUCUGUAAAAUACCACCUCCAACUAGUAAAACUAUUAAGCCACGACCUUAAAACUAUUUUUCGGAGUGCAUUCUGGAUUAUGAAUUUGGUGUCGUUGCAGAGAUUUUAAUAUCGAUUUUCAUGACAGAAUCAGAAUAAUGAAAGUAUUUAACCAAAAAACAUUCAACCGUUCGCCAUAAUUUGUUGUUCCUCUAAAAAUACAUUUAAUCGUUUUUAAA
Messenger RNA from Hermetia illucens (black soldier fly), 1202 nucleotides. RefSeq lists its product as uncharacterized. Bases 151 to 1035 code for a protein of 294 amino acids. The record is from RefSeq and is a predicted model, not a curated record. The transcript is spliced from 5 exons. NCBI's taxonomy places the organism in Eukaryota, Metazoa, Arthropoda, Insecta, Diptera, Stratiomyidae.